CAACUUCUCCGCGCGCUCUCUCUCUCUCUACUCUCUCUCUCUCUCUCUCUCUCUCUCUCUGUUCUUGGCUAUUUUCCUGAACUGUUAAAAACCCUUUAAAGUCUACUGUGUUUUUUCUGGGGGUAAAUUUAGAUUUUAUUGACCAAGAAAAACAACCCUUCAAAGUCUUAGCAGCUCCUUUGUUGAGCUCUUGUUAAUUCUCUCUCUCUUUGGAUGGUCUUAUGCAGUUUUAUGAUUCUUCAACUGACUUCUUUGCUCACAACAGUGGCAUGCCUCUGAAUUAGUAGUUUAGGAUGGCUGUACUGCAAAGGAGACACAUUGCACUCCAAAACCAAGAAGAUUUGCCAUAAGUGAGAAGAUUUUUGCUCUCAUCAUGAAUCUUGAUUCACCUGUUCCCAUCAAAGAUCCAAAGGAAAGGCAGAAUCCUCUGUUUGAGGUGAUUACCACAGAAAAGCAGUUAUGGGCAUUGGUCCACUCCAAAGGUCUAUUGCCGACAGAAGUUCAAGAUUUGUAUCACAAGGCUCGUUUGGGUUAUGAAAAAAUCAUAUUGAAUGAUCAAGAAGAGGUGGAAUAUCAAGAUGUUGAAUAUUCUUUGUGGAAGCUUCACUAUAAGCACAUUGAUGAAUUCCGUAAAAGAAUUAGGCUAACUUCUGCAAUUACUGACAGCUUGAAAUCAUCGACUCCACAAAAUGCUGCUAAUGUGCAGAUCAGCAUUGAUUCGCAUGCAGAACAUUUCAAGUCCUUUCUGUCAGAAGCAACUGAAUUUUACCAAAAUCUGAUCACCAAAAUGAGAAGACAAUGUGGGCUAUGUGAAGAUCCUUUGUUUUCUGAUGAUGGCGGUGCUUCGUGUAUUGUUGACCCUACGAAAUUGGAUAAAUGUCAAUAUUCAUGCCACCGCUUUUUAGUUUGUCUUGGGGAUCUAGCUAGAUAUAGGGAACUGUGUAAGAAGCUGGAUUCUGAAAGACAUGAUUGGUCAGUUGCAGCAACUCACUACUUCAAAGCAACAUUGUUUUGGCCAGAUAGUGGUAACCCGCAAAAUCAGUUGGCACUAUUGGCAACAUAUAUUGGAGAUGAUUUCAUUGCCUUGUACCAUUGUAUAAGAAGUUUAGCCAUUAAAGAACCUUUUCCUGACGCCUGGGAUAACCUUAGUUUGCUCUUUGAAAAGAACAGGUCAUCUCAUUUGGAUUCACUGUCUAAGGCAGCCCACUUCGACUUUUUGAAUCCCUCUGAAAGAAGUACCUCACUUACGGAACUACGAUCUAGCAAUGGUUCCGCGAAUGAUGAUAUGCCGCUAGCCACUGAACACAUUUCCUCCACGAAAUGUGAUCUCUGGCCUCUUUUUGUGAGAAUGACAAGUUUCUUUUUCAUUGAAUCCAGCUUUGAGGAAUUUCCUUGCACUUUUGCAUCCACCAUGAGAGAGUUGGACUCUCUGUUGGCACUAGACGACACCAAACUAAAAGCUUCAUUGGAGUCCUACCAAAAUAUGGAUUCAUCCAGAACUGGUCCUUAUCGAGCUCUUCAAAUGGUCUCUGUACUGAUAUUCAUCAUUGAUAACCUGACUCAAACCUCAGACCACAAGGAGUCAAUGGAGAAAAACAACGUCCAGCAGCAACUUAUCUCGAUAGAAUCAUCGUUGACUGCUACAUUCAUUUGCCUUGGUCGCCUUACUGGGAAAUGUCAGAAGGGUAACAGUGAUUCGGUGGAACAUAGUCCCCUUAUGCCAGCUGUGCUUGUGUUUGUAGAGUGGUUGGUUGGAAUGCUCGAUAAACUAGAAAUAUAUGGUGGUCACGAAAAAGUUGGAAGGGCUAUAUCUUACUUCUUUGAUGCUUUUGUUGGCCUUCUGAACCGACUUGAUAAGAGUGUCAAUGAAUUCAAUUGUCAAGAAAAAACUGCUGCUCUUUGGGAAGAUUAUGAAUUGAGGGGGUUCACACCACUAUCUAAUGCACGUGCGUCAUUAUACUUUAUGACUGAUCAGAAAGUUUUUGGGCAUCACGAUGGUAGAGAUGGAUGUUGUGGUGGUCGGUUAUUUCAUGCUGCCAUGAGAAUUGUGGACAGUUCAAAGUUAAUUUUCUACGAUCAUUUGGGUAGAAAAUUCUUCGCAACAGAAUCAGAAAAGUUGGCAGACCAGAGAGAAGCAAAAGUACUUCAGUCUAACUCAGGUCUUGGAAUUAUAAUGUCCGGGAAGCAAAACUGUGAAGCUGCCGAAGAAGAUGGCAAAGCCACGAUUAGAUUAAACGAAACUCGGCUGUGCAAAAAUGGAAAAGCUGGUGCUGUAGAUGAGGAAGAAGUCAUAAUCUUUAAGCCUAUUACAAGAUAUAACUCAGCACCACUCUGUCCUUCUACUACAGAAGAUGAAAUGUCAAAGGAGUGUAAAAUGAAGGACCAACCAGCACCCUCUGAUGAAUGCUUGCGCCGUGCCACAUCACUGGUUGUUGCACAAGACCAGACCCAGAACGAUCAUUUUAGUUUCCAUUUGGACGAUACUAAUUUCAGAUUCAAGCAGCCAUUAAAGCAGCAGGAGCCGCUAUUGAAGGACUCACCUGCAUACCCUUCUGGGCCACCCUCCCUCAGUUCUUGGGUCUUCAACAGAGAAACUUCAAACACAGAAAAGGAGAAAGGUAGAAAUGACACCUAUAAACCGGGCUUAACCCCCAUUGCAGAAAUACCUUCUGAUUCUUUAACCGGUCUCUCUAUUGGUGAAACUGAGGAUUCUCUUAUCGAUUCCAUGUAUGUUUCUCCUCCUUGUUAUGCAACUCCAAUGCCUUCUGCUCCAUUACUUCCGGAUGAUGCUAUUUGGUUCACUGGAAAUCCCUCUAGUUUUUCCGAAGUCAAGAGCAAUGGGAAUUUCCUGAAAGAGGGAAAUGGAAUUCUUGGUGCACCACCUCUAAGCAGUUACUCAAAUUUCUCUGCUACUCACGGGCCAUUGGGUGUUGCAUACCAAGCGGUGGGUGGAAUGAGCUCUUCUGAGUGGCUUUAUCAGUACUCGAACCAAAAUCUCGGGAGCUUCUAUGGCUAUGAUGGGUCCCGGUUUGAUCUUUGCGACAGGUGGGGGAAUCCGGUGUGUCCUAACCGUAUGGUGUAUUUGGAGAGCCCGCGUCUGUAUCCAGGGUCUCCUUUAAUUUACAGCGGAGAUAAAGAAAGAAGGGAGAUGGUUUUUCGUAAUUUCCAAAGACCAAGCCCUCACGGGUGUGCUGGCGGGACAGAGCCUGGAGCUGAGCAACCACCACAUCUUCACUACCUGAAAGAGAGAGAAUGGCAGUUGCAGCAGCAACAGCAAGUGAGAGGCCCUGCAUACAUGGGGAACUAAGCUCAUCACAAGAAUACAACACGCACUUUGCGGAACUGAAUGCAUUUCCCAAAAAAAAAGUGCAGGAAAAUGGGCAUAGAGAAUCAAUGUGCAGUUCAGAUUCAUGUCAGGUAUCGGUCAGAUUCAAAUUUGUGUUUCUGUGUUCUCAAUAUCUGGACGGAAUGAAUCUGAGCAGCGUAUUGGUUUUUGUAUGCUCUUUUUUUUUGUGUGUUCAUUUUUUGGGGUCAAAGAUUCAUGUUUUUGUUUUUUUUUUUGUUUUGUGGGGAGGGGGCGGUGGUGGGGGUGUGUUGUUUAUAUGAUGUAGAGUAUCCGAGAUGGUGUACAUGUCAAAACUAGUAGUAUAGAUUGCACAGUACGCCCUCCAAAAGAGCGGCCUAUGGAGAGUAGUGGCGGAUGCAGAAUUUGUACUUAAUAGGGGCCCGAGCAACGUGUAUGUAAGAAAAAAAUUUAAGUUUACCAGAAUGCACCCUUAA
Messenger RNA from Rhododendron vialii, 3780 nucleotides. RefSeq names its product nonsense-mediated mRNA decay factor SMG7-like. Gene Ontology annotation, biological process: nuclear-transcribed mRNA catabolic process, nonsense-mediated decay. The coding region runs from base 374 to 3307 and encodes 977 amino acids. Gene Ontology annotation, molecular function: telomeric repeat DNA binding; protein binding; telomerase RNA binding. NCBI's taxonomy places the organism in Eukaryota, Viridiplantae, Streptophyta, Magnoliopsida, Ericales, Ericaceae. The transcript has 7 exons. Gene Ontology annotation, cellular component: telomerase holoenzyme complex. The record is from RefSeq and is a predicted model, not a curated record.